Molecule: messenger RNA, 1275 nt
Organism: Opisthocomus hoazin
Lineage: Eukaryota; Metazoa; Chordata; Aves; Opisthocomiformes; Opisthocomidae
Source: RefSeq, a predicted model, not a curated record
AUGGAGGGUGCUGUGUGUCCCCAGCCGCCCUUCGAAGCCGAAUUCUCCGAGCUCCACCUGUGCAAGAACGAGCUCCAUGAGACGCUGAACAGCCUGUCCCACUGGAUGAAGGACGAGCACGUGGACAGGAGUCUGGUGACCCGGCUGGACUCGGCCUUCAUCCGCAAGGACCCCUAUGGCGUGGUGCUCAUCAUCGCGCCCUGGAACUACCCCAUCCACCUCGUCGUGGUGCCCCUCAUCGGGGCCAUCGCUGCUGGUAACUGUGUCAUUGUCAAACCCUCGGAGAUGACCAAAGACACAGAAAGACUCAUGGCUGAAGAGCUGCCCAAAUACCUGGACAAUGACUGCUUCGCCGUGGUGACCGGCGGCGUGCAGGAGACCACCAGGCUGCUGGAGAACAAGUUCGACUACAUCUUCUUCACCGGUGCCCCCGCCGUGGGGAGGAUCAGCAUGGCAGCCGCCGCCAAGCACCUGACGCCGGUGACGCUGGAGCUGGGGGGCAAGAACCCCUGCUACGUGUCCGACACCUGCAACGUGCAGAACGUGGCCCGGCGGGUGGCCUGGGGCCGCUUCUUCAACGCCGGGCAGACCUGCGUGGCCCCGGACUACGUGCUGUGCAGCGUGGAGAUGCAGGAGAAGCUGAUGCCCUUCCUGCGCGAGGCCAUCACCGAGUUUUACGGCUCCAACCCUCGGGAGUCCCCCGACUUCGGCCGCAUCGUGGGGGACAAGCAGUUCCAGCGGGUGCAGGCUCUGCUGCGCUGCGGGCGUGCGGCCAUUGGAGGACAGACGGACGCAGAGACGUGCUACAUUGCUCCCACAGUGCUGGUGGACUUGCAGCCCUCUGAUCCUGUCAUGCAGGAGGAGAUCUUUGGCCCCAUCUUGCCCAUUGUCAUUGUGGCCAACAUGGAUGAAGCCAUCGACUUUAUCAACAGCCGUGAGCGGCCGCUGGUUGUGUACGCCUUCUCCUCCGACGACAAGGUGGUGAACCAGGUCCUGGAGCGGACCAGCAGCGGUGGCUUCUGUGGCAACGACACCCUGAUGCACGCGACGUUGCCCUCGCUGCCCUUCGGUGGGAUCGACAGGAAGGAGGAGACAGUUAUCAGCGCACAGCUGGAUUUCCGUGGUUUCUGCCAGCCCGCCUGGCUUUCCCCGCUUGCUGCUGGCCAGCUUUCACCUCCCAACUGUCAUUUCACCCGUCCUUGGAGGGAGCAGAAGCUGGGCAUCGCCCGGGCCGCCUCCGAGGUGAAGCGCAAGGGCACCUGCACCCUGCUCUGA